AUGGCUUCUGCAGCUUAUGGAGGAGCACCUCCAGUUGCAGACAGUAGAACACGUUCUGCGGCGAUGAAAAUGUUAAAGAAAGCCGAAAUGAAAUAUAAUGAAGGAGAUUUCUAUGAAGCUCAUCAAAUAUAUCGCAUUGCAUAUGCAAGAUUUCGGGCUAAAGAAUUAUAUAACGAUGCAAUGGAAGCUAUUCGUCCUGCAAUAUUACUAUUUACACGAUGUAAAUGCAUUGAUCUAGCGAAGGACCUGGCUUUGCUGAUUAUCGAAACUUUAACGGAUAGAAGGAUUCCAGUGACCACGGCUAUUCUAGAAAAUUUAUCUUCAAUCUGUGGCAUGUUCGAUUCAGAUAGUGACGCUAGGGUUACUAUCAUUGAAAAAGCAAUUUUGUAUACAAAAGCGGUUGGGAACCCGGAACAUGGCGACAAUCGACUAUAUAAACUUCUAGCAGAAAUGUAUUGGAAAGAGAAAAAUUUUGGCAUGGCUAUCAAAUGUUUAAUGUAUGGAAAUGCUGAAACGCUUGCAGGAGCCUUAGUUGAUUUAUCUAUAACGUUUGGGUACAACGAUGAAGCAGAUUUAAUAAUAACAAAUUGCAUUUUGCAACUGCUUUGUAGUAACAGAAAAAACAUUGCCGCUGCAACUUUGCAACACUAUGUUAAAACACAUCCUCAAUUAUCUGGUUCUCGAGCCCCUUUACCUCUUAUCAAUUUCUUAAAUUAUGUAAUUAGAGCAGUUGAAACGUAUUACCUCACGCAAAUUGGAAAAGUAUAUUUUAAGAAGACUAUGUCUUUUAACACAUUCAUUGAGGACACGGAUAAAUCCUAUAUCGUUGAAUCUUUGACAAGGUAUUUAAUGGAAAGAAAACAAGACAGUUCAAAUAGCGAUGAUGUCGUAGAAGAUGCCCGAAGCGUAAACGACUUGAUGAAUUGA
Messenger RNA from Trichoplax adhaerens, 927 nucleotides. RefSeq lists its product as uncharacterized. Gene Ontology annotation, molecular function: protein binding. The record is from RefSeq and is a predicted model, not a curated record. Gene Ontology annotation, biological process: protein insertion into ER membrane. Gene Ontology annotation, cellular component: BAT3 complex; cytosol. Lineage: Eukaryota; Metazoa; Placozoa; Uniplacotomia; Trichoplacea; Trichoplacidae. The transcript has 9 exons. Bases 1 to 927 code for a protein of 308 amino acids.